UUUACAUGAUGCAGAACCAUCAACAUCUGGGAAGCACUACGUCUACACCUCAUUUUAAAACUACUUUUGUCUAAUCACGUCCAUCACUCUAAGGUUUAAAGCUGCCAAUCUCAGUCAGAAUCAGGAAAAAGAGUCUUUGGACUAAUCCUGGUGGGAAAGGGGAUUAUGUGCUAUUAAAAAAACUUUCAAAACAUGAACCUAAAGCACAGUGGCUCCAGAGAGAAGGCUGAGCAGAAGCCACACAAACUGCUGGGGAAAUGUUUUCAUCACCAGCAUUCCUUAACCCAGCAACAGCCCCUGCACAAAGAUUGUAAAGAGCUUCCGGAUGCAAACUAUUUUGAGCUGAGAGCAUCCUGAGUUACAAAUUCCAUAAGAAGAGUUAAAACUGCCCAGUGGUGCUCAAAUUUAAAUGCUUUUGAAUGCUACUUGGCCAGGGGGACAGGACAUGGACUGACCUGCUCACUUCCUUUAAAAUCAGUUUCCAUCCAACACUUUCAUUUUAAGAAAAAUAAUAAUUAAGUGCUGAAACAUGGGAGUCUAACUAUGCAGCUUUAGGCAAGGACUUACUUUCCCCAUCUGUAAAGAGAGGACUCUCCAACAUCUCAUAGAUUUCUUCAAAGAAAAUAAAUUCUCAGACCUGUGUCUGGCUAUGCCAACAGCUACCUACCCUAACAUUUAUUUUCCCCUCCUCAUUAGUUCCAAAGGGUUACCAUACUGUUUAAAAAGCAAAGUUUAAGACGGUUAAACAUUAAAAAUGACACUUCUAUUGAAAUACUGUUGUUUGGUAUUUGUGUUAAAAAAAAUUGAAAGCAUGAUUUUUGUAGAUAGAAUUGACUACAAAAGGUUUUCUUUCUCAAUCAAUGGGGCAAUUUAGUUUAAAUUUUGAUUUUGCAUACAAAAUACCUAUUAAAGUAACCAAUAUGUAAUUUCUUUAAAAGGUGUUGCCAUGACCAAGGUAAGGGAAAUACAGCUUCAUCUCACUUCUUCCCACUUGGGUUUCUGAAAUACUGGUUAGUGAUGACAUGCAAUUUCCUAGAACACUAACAAAAUUCACUGUAAAAAACUUUCAUCCUUAAUGAAACAGAAAGAAGUGACUUACAGAAAUUCAAAUGGAACUCAUGUUAAAAACAAAAAACAAAAACAGGGACAAUAGCCCAUUAUGGCAUAUUCCCACUGUGAAUAAGCUUCCUCAAAAUGCCAAGCUGCCUCAAGGUCAUUCUCAGAAGCAAGAAUGUGGAUUCAUCACUAUUACAAGACUGGUUUUUCACCACUCCAAAAAGCAAAGAGAACACUGAGAAUUUUAGCUCUUUCAUAUUUGGCAAUCUAGACAAAAAAGUGGCUAUUUAAGAACAGUUAAAUGUACUUAAUUCUGUCUAUAACCUCAAAAUGAACAGGGGAUAAACAGAUAAAUGUCUACCUAAAAAAAGAAAUUUUUACCAAAAACUUUUUACUUUUCCUGCAUUCUGUGUUAAAACCAUUCACCAUUCAGUUGGCAGCCAACUCCAUCCCACCAAAUUCUAUCUCACCCUCUCCACUACCCAGUGAAUGUAAGCCCUGAUUGCAACGCUCAUUUCCUUGACUGUCUACAAGUAUGUCUUUUCUGGAGUGUGUGUUUCAGUGAGUCCUAGCCAACAGUGAACAUAAAUCUUAAAAGAUCAUUUCCUAACACUAUUAUAAUGAAAGUUAACAUUAGUUCUUCACCAAAAUCAAACACAAAGUUUGAGAAAUAUUUGGGUUUUCCCCCCCUCUAGUUCAUAAGUGAAUAUAUGUAAAGUCUUAUUUUGCAAAAUAAUAAUAACAACAACCACAUGAAUUUGGAGAACACCAGAAUAUCUCAAAUGGUCACUAUCAUCAUAAGCUUCCUUACGUCAUUUUUUUUUUUUUCAAAAGUUCCCUUAGACUCCCUGAAUUCCCUCUAGCUUGACAUUUCUCAUUUAGUGUUUUGAGAGAUUUUUCUCUUUAAAAGUAAAUACCAAAAGGGAUUCAUUUUAUGUUCUGGUGAGGUUUCCUCUGACUUUUUUUUUUUUACCUGGAAAACUAAGAAUCGGUAAGAAAAAAAGAGAUGAAACCAAAGCGCCCAGCUGGUCAACAAGGCAACAGAAGAAAUCCGACCCUAACUGACCGGGCAAUGGUUUUGCACUUAUAAACCAACCUUGGACCAGCUGACUUAGAACUCCCAAAAAUAUGCUUGGGACAUGAGUUCAUAUUCUCUUGCAGAAAAGCCACCUUACUCAAGAAAAAGAGCCUGACAAAGCCAUCUAAGGAUAUGGAUAAGACAGUGACGUUUUCAUACAUCCCUCACUAUGCUAGGCUCCAUUCAGGUAAUCAAUAAACAUUUGCAGUGCCCACAGGCAGAAUGAACAUUUACCCAAACAAUUUAAAUGCACACUGGAGGGUCCCUUUACAUACAAUCUAUUAGUUAUUAAAUACCUGUUUCAAUUUAUUAAGUUGUUUGGGUCAAAUUGACAAAUGCUCAUUCAUUAAGCUAUAAAUUCUCACAGCCUAGAGAAACAGACCCAAUACAUUCUUGAAUGAAAAUUACAGACUAUAAAAUAGCAAACACAAUAUAUUUUUAAGUAGAUGUUACAUACACCUAGAAAAAAAUUUAAAUGUAUAUAACCAAAAAUAUUACCAGUAAUUAUCCCUCUGCAUCAUGAUUUCCCCCAUCUAUUUAUAUGUCCAGCUUCUUCUAAAUGAGCUAAAGAGAAAAAAAGAUAAAUAAUACAUAUACCUUACCAGACUAUGUUAAAUCACACCUUUGUUUAUUUUAAAGGCUGUCUCAGGCAGGAUCCAAACUGCAACAAUUUUUUAAAUUAUAACUUUGAAAGGCUGAUGACUAUCAAUAUGUAUACUAGAGAGAUUGUCCUUCAACAGCUAGUAUCUUCAACUCAUAACCUCUUUUGGGGCACAAAAACUGAUGCUCUUUAAACUCAUAUGAUGCGAAACAUCUAGGGUGCUUUUUAAAAAGCGUGGACAAAUACAACUCUUUCCUCUAAAAGAUCAGACAAAUCUGAAUUGCUUCAGAACACAUACACAAAACUGAAAAGAACCUCUUUAGGAGACUUUCAUACAGUUAAAACUAUCUCCAAACCACAGUUCCAUCUACGUCAAUAUGCAACAUUUUAAAACCACACAAAAAGAAAAGGAAAUGUUUAGUACAGCCAACAGCCCUGCAAUGGAGCGGUUGCUGUGUCUAAGCAAACAGCUCGUGCUUCCUCUGAAGACCCAGGAGUGAGACCCAGCCUACUGAGGCUCAGAGAAUAUACCCCCAGAUUCUUUGAAUUUUUGACAGUUGUCCUUACUUUCCAUCAAGAUGACAAACAGUUCUGUCUUCUGCCCAGUUUACAGAGAUCUGGAGCCAUUCACUUACUUUUUUUAUUUAGUUUUCCUUGUUGGAAUUAUUGGAAGCUGUUUUGCAGCCUGGGCUUUCAUGCAGAAAAACACAAAUCACAGGUGUGUGAGCAUAUACUUAAUUAAUUUGCUUACAGCUGACUUCCUGCUCACUCUGGCAUUACCAGUGAAAAUUGUUGUGGACUUGGGCGUGGCCCCCUGGAAGCUGAGGAUAUUCCACUGCCAAGUAACAGCCUGCCUCAUCUACAUUAAUAUGUACCUAUCAAUUAUCUUCUUGGCAUUUGUCAGCAUUGAUCGCUGUCUUCAGUUGACAUACAGCUACAAAAUUUAUCGAAUACAAGAACCCGGAUUUGCCAAAAUGUUAUCAACUGUCGUGUGGCUAAUGGUCCUUCUUAUAAUGGUGCCAAACAUGGUGAUUCCUAUCAAAGAUGUGAAGGAAGAGCCAAGUGUGGGUUGCAUGGAAUUCAAAAAAGAGUUGGGAAGAAAUUGGCAUUUGCUGACAAAUUUCAUAUGUGUAGCUAUAUUUUUAAAUUUCUCAGCCAUCAUUUUAAUAUCUAACUGCCUUGUAAUUCAACAGCUUUACAGAAACAAAGAUAAUGAAAAUUAUCCAAAUGUGAAAAGAGCUCUCAUCAACAUACUUUUAGUGACUACAGGCUACAUCGUAUGUUUUGUUCCUUAUCACAUUGUCCGAAUCCCAUACACCCUCAGCCAGACGGAGGUCAUAACUGACUGCCCAACCAGGAUUUCACUCUUCAAAGCCAAAGAGGCCACGCUGCUCCUGGCUGUCUCGAACCUGUGUUUCGAUCCCAUCCUGUACUAUCAUCUCUCAAAAGCAUUCCGCUUAAAGGUCACUGAGACUUUUGUUUCCCAUAGGGAGACCAACGUACAAGAAAAAUCAACUUGCGAAAACAAUGCAUAAAACAUCAGAUUUUUUCAUGCUAUCACUUCUUGCCUUACUGGACAGUAAGUUGAAAACUACUGGGAGAGGAAAAAGCCUCAGUGAGCAAAAAUACAGCCAGCUACCAAGUGUGACCUGGUUUUCUGAGAUACUCAGUAAAUACAAACUACAAGUAGGCUUGUAGUUAUUGAUAUUCCUUAACCCAAAUGCAGCAAAGAAAGACUUGUUGAACCAAUGCAAAACACUGCAAUACCUUUGAAAUCCAAAGAAGUUCUCUGACAUGGACUCAAGAGGUAUUCAUUUCAGUGCAUUGUACUGACUUCUUGAGAGAAAUAUGCAAAAUAAUGUCUGUGUAAGUUGCCAGAAAGAAAGCCUUUCAGCAACAGUCACUUAGAUGAGCUUUAAAAAAAAAAAAAGGCCAGCCAAUUUUUACAAGAAACUACCUGUGCCUGGUUUUUAAUCCAUCACUUCAAAGAUGAUGAGCUUUUAGCUCACUACUCCAAUUUUUAACAUCUGAUUGUUUGCCAACAUAACUAAACUAAAACUAAAAACUUAAACCAAAUAACGUAACUAAAGUUUUACUUCUAAAAACGCUUGUUUAUACAUGGACAAUUUUUAAUGUACUAUAUAUACUUACAUCCUCCCUAUAAACGUUAUAAAUAAAAGAUUUUUUGCUGUCAGUAAUGACAAAUACAGUGAUUUCUUACUUUUAUUUUGUAGAACUAUGAAAUAGACCCUAUAACAUUUUUAAGGGCAU
Molecule: messenger RNA, 5006 nt
Organism: Manis pentadactyla (Chinese pangolin)
Lineage: Eukaryota; Metazoa; Chordata; Mammalia; Pholidota; Manidae
Gene: GPR171
Product: G protein-coupled receptor 171
Exons: 2
Coding region: 3314-4270 (318 amino acids)
Biological process (GO): G protein-coupled receptor signaling pathway
Cellular component (GO): membrane
Molecular function (GO): G protein-coupled purinergic nucleotide receptor activity
Source: RefSeq, a predicted model, not a curated record